Molecule: messenger RNA, 3118 nt
Organism: Scophthalmus maximus (turbot)
Lineage: Eukaryota; Metazoa; Chordata; Actinopteri; Pleuronectiformes; Scophthalmidae
Gene: spopla
Product: speckle type BTB/POZ protein like a
Exons: 12
Coding region: 550-1728 (392 amino acids)
Biological process (GO): regulation of proteolysis; proteasome-mediated ubiquitin-dependent protein catabolic process
Cellular component (GO): cytoplasm; nucleus
Molecular function (GO): ubiquitin protein ligase binding
Source: RefSeq, a predicted model, not a curated record
GACCAGUCAAGUCUCGCAGCGACGUUAAUGGUGGUUUGGGACUUGGUGUUGACACUUCGGCUGGUGUUGCGCUAACACCGGGGCUGCUGCCCCCCCAGUGAUUCGGGUAUCUUUGUUCGGCACCGAAGACAGUCGCGCCCGUCGCCAGGCUCGAGCGAGCCGCGGAGCUCGACAGAGAUAAGGACAAUUCAGCUCUCGGCUCACGCGAACCCGACUAGAUUCCUUUCCGAUAGCAUCACUUUUCCGUCGCGGCGGCGAGGUAGCGCCACUCCGGCUAGCGCGUUAGCCAAACAAAGUUGCAGGUGAAUUGCUUGAGGCGGCUAAUGAAGGCGACUUGCCCCCCCCCCCGGGCCGAGCCCCCGGCUCCAGGCGAGGCUGUGAGAUGAAGCACGAGGACCACUCGGUUAGCAUUGGCCAUGGCAAGAGUGGAGCAUGGAGAUGGGGCCAUGAAGGAUCCUGUGAUAACUUAGGAAAAACUCCCACCAUUGUACAUUUCAACCAGUUAAGAGUGCUUCAAGGACGCGAGUGGGUGGUACUCCUAAGCCGGCGAUGUCACGGGUUCCCACCCCUCCUCCUCCAGGGGAGAUGUCAAGUGGACCUGUGGCAGAGAGCUGGUGUUACACACAGGUCAAAGUCGUGAAGUUUUCCUACAUGUGGACCAUAAACAACUUUAGCUUUUGCCGAGAAGAAAUGGGCGAGGUGUUGAAAAGCUCCACUUUCUCCUCUGGUCCAAAUGACAAAAUGAAAUGGUGUCUGCGGGUCAAUCCAAAGGGACUUGAUGACGAAAGCAAAGACUAUCUGUCACUGUAUUUACUCCUUGUUAGUUGUCCAAAAAGUGAAGUCAGAGCAAAGUUCAAGUUUUCUUUGUUGAAUGCUAAACGCGAGGAGACAAAAGCGAUGGAAAGCCAAAGAGCAUACAGGUUUGUCCAAGGUAAAGACUGGGGCUUCAAAAAGUUUAUUAGGAGAGAUUUCCUCCUCGAUGAAGCCAAUGGACUCUUACCAGAUGACAAGCUCACCCUCUUCUGUGAGGUCAGCGUUGUCCAGGACUCGGUUAACAUUUCGGGCCAGUCCAACAUGAACAUGCUGAAGGUGCCGGAGUGCCAGCUGUCCGACGACCUCGGGAAUCUGUGGGAGUGUUCGCGCUUCACCGACUGCAGCCUUUAUGUGGGGGGGCAGGAGUUCAAAGCCCACAAGUCCAUCCUUGCAGCGAGGUCUCCGGUCUUUAAUGCAAUGUUUGAACAUGAAAUGGAAGAAAGUAAAAAGAACCGCGUGGACAUCAGUGACGUGGACCCAGAUGUCUUUAAGGAAAUGAUGGGCUUCAUCUAUACAGGAAAAGCCCCGAACCUGGAGAAGAUGGCAGACAAUUUGCUGGCAGCUGCAGAUAAAUACGCUUUGGAGCGUUUAAAGGUCAUGUGCGAAGAGGCCCUGUGCAACAGCCUCUCGGUGGAGAAUGUGGCCGACACCCUCAUCCUAGCAGACUUGCACAGUGCCGAGCAGCUCAAAGCACAAGCCAUAGAUUUUAUCAACAGGUGCAGUGUCCUGAGACAGCUGGGCUGUAAAGAUGGAAAGAACUGGAAUAGCAAUCAUGCUACAGACAUAAUGGAGACUGCGGGCUGGAAGUCAAUGAUCCAGUCGCAUCCUCACUUGGUUGCCGAGGCCUUCCGCGCCCUGGCUUCAGCACAGUGCCCACCCUUUGGUCUUCCCAGGAAGCGUCUAAAACAGUCCUGACUGCCCGACUGUGCCCCAGGACUUUACUGGAGGUGUGAAGCAUGGGUUGACAAAGGAAGGACUAGCGAGGAUACCACUCUUAUUUCCACCAAAACUGAACACACUUGAAUACAGGAAGAGUGGCGCUUUCUGGCCAGGAGUGUGGGGAAGGCCGGCACGUUGGACGACUGACAUCAACGGAUUGGGGGUGGGGGGGAGGGGGGCGGUUCAAUCGGUGUUGCUUGCUUGCGUUGCUUUCCGAACUGAAUUCUGUUCAGCUCGGGGAGCAAGUCGAGCUGUCUGCUACUGUUUUUCUCCCCCUGUAAUUUGAAAAAAAAAUGGCCUUAAUAUGUCUGCCAUUGCUCUGGAGCUGCUCCAGAGUACUUUGUCUAUUUUACUCUGUGCCUGCCUUGUCACAAAGACCAGGCCUCCUCCAGGUUGCACUAGUUCCCAUGAAUAGUCAUUUUGAUAUGGAGUUCUGUAGGAACGUAACAAAGGUUUAACUAAAUGGGAAAUAUAUAUAUUUGUAAUGUUUAGCCCGUUUUGUGACUAGACAUUAAAAAGCAUGAACACUUUCAGUGCAAGGUCAGUUCUUUACACUUUUUAAAAGAUGUGUAUGCCCCAUAUUGAUGGCACCAUUUCUAUGUAAAUGACAGUUGAACCAUCUUCAAAAGACCAGUGUACUAGGAAAGUCUGUUCAAUUGCAUACUUGUGGGGAAAUUAGUAAUCUGCCAUUAUGAAGACCCAGUGUCAAUCUGAAUAAUCCACGUAAGACAGGAACGUGUCUGUACCUUGGCCCUAAUAUAUUAAAUCAUUGGAAGCAUAUGGAAGUAUUUACUCCGUCUCCCAUUUGAAUGGCAUAUUCCAGAUCAUACGUCUGUGGACUGUAAUAGAUUUAAAUCUUUACGAAUUGUUUUCCUUAAUAUUGCCAACUUGCAAAUAUAUAUCCUCAAUAUAUUGUGGUUAACUAAAAAGUGGAGAGACUAAUGCAUGGUCAUGUUAUUGUCAAAGAAAGUGUCCAAUUUUGUUUUUAACAAUUUAUUUUCUGCAAUUACCUGACAUCUUUGUGCAGAAUGAAUUGAGUAUGUGCAAAAAAAUUUCCUCUAACAUGCUUGGGUAUUUGUAGGAUGCUGAGCAUCACUUCUACUGGCAAUGUUAUUCUGUGUUCGAACGGGGAGGGGCGGCGGGGUGGGGGGGUCGUCAUGUUUAUUCAGUCCGUCUUGUAUGUAGUGUGGUGUGACAGACACUUCAGAGGAUUUUGUAAAUUAAAAGAGUAGCAUCAUUUUUACAUGAUACUACUCGCCGUUCAGCGUCACGUUGAGACAACCUUUUUGUUCGGAAGCAAAAAGAUGAUGAAGUUGUUGUCUGCAAGAAUGCCUGCAUUAACCCAUUAAAACAUUUUCCAGCAGUC